Molecule: messenger RNA, 3444 nt
Organism: Laccaria bicolor S238N-H82
Lineage: Eukaryota; Fungi; Basidiomycota; Agaricomycetes; Agaricales; Hydnangiaceae
Exons: 11
Coding region: 1-3444 (1147 amino acids)
Biological process (GO): replication fork arrest; DNA repair; DNA replication checkpoint signaling
Cellular component (GO): replication fork protection complex
Molecular function (GO): DNA binding
Source: RefSeq, a predicted model, not a curated record
AUGGAAGACGAGGAGGUCAUCGAGAUCACAGACGGCGAGUCUGACCAUGAGGCGUACGUUGACCGGCGGCCUCUCCUGACACCCAUCAUCACUCGAGUUGUUGAUGCGCUCGGCGGGUUCGAAGGAGAUGUGUAUCGAAUGGGCGACGAGGUUUACGGGUGCUUGAAGGAUCUCAAAAGACUAUGGCGGAAGGACGACACGGACGAUGAACGAACCGUCGCCCGGAUAUACUGGGAAACGCGGGUACUCCCAAACGAUCUUGUUUCAAUCUUGCUAGCGACUGCGGGCAAGGGAUUGGUGGAAGAUAAGCGUGCGAUUGCGUGCGUGGACUUGAUUACAGCUAUGACAUGGCCUAUUGAUAUGGCAGAGGAGUUGAAGGAGCUCGACGAGGAGUUGGACAAAGCCACCGAUUACACGCAACUUUUGGAGAGUCACCUCUAUUACAAGGCUGCGCUGCUGAAGCCGGGUGUCAUGCAGGCGUUCUUCGGCAUCAUGUUACCGCCGUUGGCAAUAUUCCCCAAGGAGAGGACGGAGCGAGAUGGCCAGAUCAUUAACGUCGUUUUGCACCUCAUUAGGAAUCUUGCAUUUAUAAAGGAUCUUCCGGCGAAUUCGCACACCAGCGCCGACCAAGCGGAGUUGUCUACCCUUCAAUCAAAACUCAUUCAAUCACUCCAGGAAACACACACCCUAGAGCUCCUCCUCACCCUCGCCACGAACUCCGAGAAUGACCCGCUUUUCAACAGCUUGAACAAUCUAAUCCUCGAAAUCUUGUACCUUCUCUUUCGGGGUGUCAAACCCCCUUCUCUCGUCGUCGAUCAAGCGAAACAACCUACGGCGAAUCUCCAUCGCCUUCUCGAGAAAGAGGACCGAAAUCGACGAGACCUGGCUAGGAAAGCUACCUCACGCCACUCGCGCUUCGGAACUACAAUCGCUGUGAAAUUGAACCCCAAUAAGAAACCACGAGCCGGAGAUGGUGUCGAUGGAGGUAAUGAGGCUGAUACCGAACAUACCGCAUCGUCAUCAAAUCGGACAUUUGUCCUCCACCGUCAACAAGCUAUCCACGGGGAGGCGGGGAGUAUAAUGGACGUGACCAAACAGCAACGAAGCAAAAAGGGGAACAAGGUAGACGAGCUCACUCGGGAAGAUAAUCUCUCCUUGGUGGCGAGAGUUGCCCUUCAGGAUCUCGCGACUGAGUUCACUCAAGGCUGCUUUAAUCCAUUCCUUGCGGGGUUGUUGAAGGAUAUCAGAUCAGAACGGGCGAAAAUAACGGAGAAAGAUAAUCUACGUCUGCUCUAUAUGACUAAGUGGUUCCUGGAAUUUUUCCUUUUGAUGCGUGUCAAAGAACAAGCGAGUCGCACCGGAGAAGAAACGUGGAGUUUUGGGCUGAUAGGCGAGGUAACGGAGAGGAGCUGGAUCAUAUGGGUGUUAAAGCGAAUGCGAGAGGCUGUGGAGGAGAAGCCAAAACAGUGGACGGAGCUCCAAGCAGGCAUCGAGUGCUUAACUCAAUUGCUUCUGCUCAUUGACCAGUUGUCCUCGUCGGAGAUAGAUGACCCUGUUUUGGUCGAGGCCGCGGAUGUCUUGCAGCAGCAGCUAAUUUACAAUGGUGAGGUGCUUGACAUCGCUCUGGACAGCCUGCGAUCGUACAAAGAGGGGAAGCAAUCGCUCGCUUAUCUUGAUUCGAGUAUUUAUCUGGCUUAUGCUCUUCUCCGGAUGCUGGAGAAAUGGGGAAAAGCGAGUGGGAGCGAGACAUAUGUCAGGAAAAAGAUCACCAGGAAAAGAAAAUCAAGGAAAGGCGUCGGGGAAGAGGACGGUAUUCCGGAUGUGGAAGAAAUAGAACAAGAAGACGAGCAGGUGGUUCACGAAACUAUCUUUACUUUCGAGGCGUUUGAACUGAAAUUCGCCAACUCCGAAAUAACUCACACCCUCUUGAAGUAUCUGUCGCGUUAUAAGGAAUUCUCCACAUCAGAAAACAUGCGCCGCGUGGUGAGUUUAUUGCACCGGCAGGUUGUCAAGGCCAAAGCCGAAGGGCUGUUUUUCAAGGUAUCAACUCUGGAUUUAUUUAAGACAAUCUUAGCAGAUCAGAAGUCCUUCCCACGAGAGCAACCAUAUAAAGACCUCGUCAACCUAAUCAAUUUCAUUCUACGUCAGUUCUUCAAGGCUUUGGAAGCGGAUUCGUUUCUGGCUAUCGAGGCAUUUUUCCCGAAAAACCGCGGCAAUUGGAAAAACUUCUCCAGCUGGGAACCCGAAAAAAAAUCCAAGAGGGAGAAGAAGACGAUCGAGAACACACGUUAUUCGCCUGACGUCGAAGUCAAGAAAGGAUACUCUUGGAGUGACCAGCUUGGCAUUGCGAUCGCUAAUCUUGUUGAGGGGGGCCAAAAGGAACUGGUCAAUUGGACGCAACAUAUCUUGACAGCAGUAAUCGACCAGAGAACGCGAAUCAUUGAGGAGACCGAUAAGAAAGAUAAGGAAGAUGAUGCCAUUGAGCUUGAUGACGAGGAGGAGAGGGCGGCCUUGCAAUCGAAAGGGCCUUCAGCGGAGGCCUUGGCCAAAAUUACGGAUUUUUUGAUUCCGUACCUCAGCGACGAACACGCCGACGCAGCGACGAAAAACCCUCAUUUGAAGCUUCUUUUCCGAUUAUCCAAAUUCUUCAUCUUGGAUGAAGACGCCGAAGAACUUGAAUGGUACGUUCCUGCGGGAAUACUCAUGUCCGACCUGAAGGGUACACUCAACGUGAUCACCCAAUUCCUCGAAACGCCGUUUGAUCUCAAUGGCAAGAAACCAUCCGAUCUCUUGGGCAAAAAACGACGUCGCAGGCGUAGGCGAUCGCCCUCUCCGAUAUCUGAUGCGGACCCCUCUGAAGAGGAACCUAAACGCAAAAAGAAGACGGAUAAGAAGAAGAAAGAAAAGGAGGAAUACAAAUCGGCACAAUUCAUUGAAGAUAGUGACGAAGAAUACGGGGAUAUGGAAGCCUUCUUGGAGAAGGAAAGGGCUAUGCGACAAAAGGCCCUGGAUGCGGCGGCCGUUGCGGGAAAUCGACCCGUGGCGAUGAAGCCGACUGGGACAAAGAAGCGUCGCCGAAAAGGAGACGAGACGGGUAAGAAGGGUAAGAAAAGAAAAGGCGACUUAUCUACCGAGGCUGCAGUUGACAUCGACCUCACCGAUGGAGCCCCUGAACAAUCCGACACAAGUGAUGUCGAAGUUGUGGAUUCACAGGAUAAGGGAAUAACUUCACCUCUGGGUCCUUCAAAAGCUGCACCCCGACCCAAGCCUCGGCCCAUCGCGAAGGCACGCGCCAGUUCAUCUCGACCUGCCGCCGAAACACCCCUCGAUCUGUCUUCACCACGGUCUCCCCAACCUCGUGACGGCUCUGAGCCUCCGGAAAGGCCUGUGGUGGGUCAACGGACAAAAAGACUAAUUAUUUCGGAUGAUGAAGAUUCUGGGUAG